Molecule: messenger RNA, 3271 nt
Organism: Apaloderma vittatum (bar-tailed trogon)
Lineage: Eukaryota; Metazoa; Chordata; Aves; Trogoniformes; Trogonidae
Product: cohesin subunit SA-1
Exons: 29
Biological process (GO): sister chromatid cohesion
Cellular component (GO): chromatin; nucleus; cohesin complex
Molecular function (GO): chromatin binding
Source: RefSeq, a predicted model, not a curated record
AUGAUUACUUCAGAUUUGCCAGUACUACAGGAUUCUACAAAUGAAACUACUGCACAUUCAGAUGCUGGCAGUGAGCUUGAAGAAGCAGAAGUCAAAGGAAAAAGAAAAAGGGGCCGUCCUGGCAGGCCUCCAUCUGCCACUAAGAAACCUCGGAAGUCUCCAGCAGACAAGGGUCGUUCUGAAUCUGGAGCUAGAGGAGCAAGUCGUGGAAGAGCUAAUGGCCACCCUCAGCAGAAUGGAGAAGGGGACCCUGUCACUUUGUUUGAGGUGGUUAAGCAAAACAGCAGCCGCACAAGGUCUGUGGUGGACGACUGGAUUGAAUCAUAUAAACAAGACAGGGACAUAGCACUUCUGGAUUUAAUCAACUUCUUUAUCCAGUGUUCAGGAUGUCGAGGUACUGUAAGAAUUGAAAUGUUCAGGAACAUGCAAAAUGCAGAAAUCAUAAGGAAAAUGACAGAAGAAUUUGAUGAGGACAGCGGUGAUUAUCCACUUACCAUGCCUGGGCCACAGUGGAAGAAGUUUCGAUCCAACUUCUGUGAGUUCAUUGGAGUGCUCAUUCGACAGUGUCAGUACAGCAUCAUUUAUGAUGAAUACAUGAUGGACACGGUGAUCUCUCUUCUGACUGGUUUGUCAGACUCCCAGGUCCGGGCUUUCAGGCACACCAGUACAUUAGCUGCUAUGAAGCUUAUGACUGCUCUUGUGAAUGUUGCCUUAAACCUGAGCAUUCAUCAGGAUAAUACACAGAGGCAGUACGAAGCUGAGAGAAACAAAAUGAUUGGCAAAAGAGCUAAUGAAAGAUUGGAGCUGCUGCUUCAGAAAAGAAAAGAGCUGCAAGAAAACCAAGAUGAAAUCGAGAAUAUGAUGAACUCUAUUUUUAAGGGUAUAUUUGUUCAUAGAUACCGUGAUGCUAUUGCUGAAAUUAGAGCUGUCUGUAUUGAAGAAAUUGGUGUCUGGAUGAAAAUGUACAGUGAUGCCUUCCUGAAUGAUAGUUAUUUAAAAUAUGUUGGUUGGACACUACACGACAGGCAAGGUGAAGUGAGGUUGAAGUGUUUGAAAGCUCUUCAGAGUCUGUAUACCAACAGAGAGUUAUUUCCCAAACUGGAGCUGUUCACUAAUAGAUUCAAGGAUCGCAUUGUAUCAAUGACACUUGAUAAGGAAUACGAUGUUGCUGUAGAAGCCAUUCGAUUAGUCACGCUAAUACUUCAUGGAAGUGAAGAAGCUCUGUCGAAUGAAGACUGUGAGAAUGUUUAUCACUUGGUGUAUUCAGCACACCGCCCUGUUGCAGUAGCAGCUGGAGAAUUCCUUCACAAAAAACUGUUCAGCAGACAUGAUCCCCAAGCUGAAGAGGCUCUAGCAAAGAGGAGGGGGCGAAAUAGUCCAAAUGGAAACCUUAUUAGAAUGUUGGUUCUUUUCUUUCUUGAAAGUGAGUUGCAUGAACAUGCAGCCUAUUUGGUGGACAGUUUGUGGGAGAGCUCUCAAGAACUGCUGAAAGACUGGGAAUGUAUGACAGAAUUGCUCUUGGAAGAACCAGUCCAAGGAGAAGAAGCAAUGUCUGACCGGCAGGAGAGUGCUCUUAUUGAGCUGAUGGUGUGUACAAUCAGACAAGCUGCCGAAGCACACCCUCCUGUAGGCAGAGGCACUGGCAAGAGAGUCUUGACAGCAAAAGAAAGAAAAACUCAGAUCGAUGACAGAAAUAAAUUGACUGAGCAUUUCAUUAUUGCACUUCCUAUGUUGCUAUCAAAGUAUUCCGCUGAUGCUGAGAAGGUAGCAAAUCUCCUGCAGAUCCCUCAGUAUUUUGAUCUGGAAAUCUAUAGCACGGGCAGAAUGGAAAAGCAUCUGGAUGCCUUACUGAAACAGAUUAAGUUUGUUGUGGAAAAGCAUGUGGAAUCAGAUGUUCUCGAAGCCUGCAGCAAAACCUACAGCAUACUCUGUAGUGAAGAAUAUACAAUCCAGAAUAGAGUUGACAUAGCCCACAGCCAACUUAUCGAUGAAUUUGUGGAUCGAUUCAACCAUUCUGUAGAGGAUCUGCUGCAGGAGGGAGAAGAAGCUGAUGAUGAUGAUAUAUACAAUGUGCUCUCCACGUUAAAGAGGUUAACCUCUUUUCACAAUGCGCACGAUCUCACAAAAUGGGAUUUGUUCAGUAACUGCUACAGAUUGCUAAGAACUGGAAUUGAACACGGAGCUAUGCCAGAACAGAUAGUUGUUCAGGCACUGCAGUGUUCCCAUUACUCUAUUCUCUGGCAGCUGGUGAAAAUCACUGAAGGCUCCCCUUCCAAAGAGGACUUGUUGGUAUUGAGGAAAACUGUGAAAUCCUUUCUAGCUGUCUGCCAGCAGUGUCUAUCAAAUGUCAACACUCCAGUCAAAGAACAGGCUUUCAUGCUGCUCUGUGAUCUCUUGAUGAUUUUUAGUCAUCAGCUGAUGACUGGAGGUCGAGAAGGUCUUCAGCCCUUGGUGUUUAAUCCAGAUUCAGGUCUCCAGUCAGAACUUCUCAGUUUUGUGAUGGACCAUGUCUUUAUUGACCAAGAUGAUGAAAAUCAGAGCAUGGAGGGAGACGAAGAAGAUGAAGCUAACAAAAUAGAAGCUUUACAUAAGAGAAGAAACCUUCUGGCUGCCUUUAGCAAGCUGAUAAUUUAUGACAUUGUGGACAUGCAUGCAGCAGCAGAUAUCUUCAAGCACUAUAUGAAGUACUACAAUGACUAUGGAGAUAUCAUUAAGGAAACCCUGAGCAAAACAAGGCAAAUUGAUAAAAUCCAGUGUGCGAAGACACUCAUUCUCAGUUUGCAGCAGCUGUUUAACGAGCUUGUUCAGGAGCAAGGUCCCAAUUUGGACCGGACGUCUGCCCAUGUCAGUGGGAUUAAGGAACUGGCCCGUCGGUUUGCCCUCACUUUUGGCUUGGAUCAGAUCAAGACAAGAGAGGCUGUGGCCACACUACACAAAGAUGGCAUAGAGUUUGCCUUCAAGUAUCAGAAUCAAAAAGGACAAGACUAUCCACCUCCUAACCUUGCUUUCCUUGAAGUGCUUAGUGAAUUUUCUUCUAAACUCUUGCGACAGGACAAAAAGACUGUUCACACCUACUUAGAGAAGUUUCUGACAGAACAGAUGAUGGAAAGAAGAGAAGACGUGUGGCUUCCACUCAUUUCCUAUAGAAACUCUCUAGUUACGGGUGGUGAAGACGACAGAAUGUCCGUCAACAGUGGUAGCAGCAGCAGCAAAGCAUCUUCAGUGAGGAAUAAGAAAGGACGACCACCGCUCCACAAGAAGAGAGUAGAAG